UUGAAGGGGGGGGGUACGACAGAGCGGCUUGUCCUCGAUGGGGUGAUGAAGCGAGUACGCUGUGUUGUCGGCCGAGCUACGACCUGCUGGAAAGCACACCGUGAAGGCGACCCGGAUGCCCUGUUUGUUGUCAAGGAUUCGUGGCAAUACCUGGAGCGUAAUGACAAGGGCGGGUUGCUCCGUGAAGCGACGAGCAAGGGUAUAGUCCAGGUGGCCCGGUAUUAUUACUACGAAACCGUCCAGGUACGGAAUAUAGAAGACGAUAUCUAA
Messenger RNA from Dichotomopilus funicola, 270 nucleotides. RefSeq lists its product as uncharacterized. The annotation marks the transcript as partial. The transcript has a single exon. The record is from RefSeq and is a predicted model, not a curated record. Lineage: Eukaryota; Fungi; Ascomycota; Sordariomycetes; Sordariales; Chaetomiaceae.